Molecule: messenger RNA, 3702 nt
Organism: Colletotrichum scovillei
Lineage: Eukaryota; Fungi; Ascomycota; Sordariomycetes; Glomerellales; Glomerellaceae
Product: RhoGAP domain-containing protein
Exons: 3
Coding region: 847-3003 (718 amino acids)
Biological process (GO): regulation of GTPase activity; signal transduction
Cellular component (GO): cytoplasm
Source: RefSeq, a predicted model, not a curated record
CUCACACACAGUCACUCACUCACUCUCUCAUCCUUCAUCUCCCUCUUCCGCUCUAUACCUACCUUACUACAUUGCACACUUUCAUCACCCGCCCGCACCUUAGGUCAUGUUAGGUUAGGUGAUCUUUCUCUAUUUCCUCAAUCGCCCACCUACUACAGAUUUCGAUUCCUUAGCCUGUCUCCCCCAUCUAGCACUUUACCCCUUCUACCUCCUUAUAUCCCUAACAGAUGCGUGAUCCGUCUGGUCCCAGUGCGCGCACCGAAACAGUUGGCCCUCCUGCGGCAGAGAACGAAUCAGGAUAGGGACCGUUUCUGGGCCUCCUUGCCCGUCCCAUCUCAACCUAUCCCAUCUCAUCCCGAUCCUGAUCCUGAUCCUGUCCUGUGCCCUGUGUGUGCCUGUCUCCCCGUCGCACGUCGCACUACUCUCUCUCCUCGCCGCACCAGUACAUACACACAGUUCUCUCUGCCGAUACCACUAUUACCGCUACGAAUACUUCGUACAGCUUGAGCCCUGAGGUAGCCCAUGCAGGCCUGGUGCUGCUCUCUCUGGAGUCUGCCUCACCUCAUCCACUUCACCUUACGCAUACCGGUACACCACCUCACCUACUUACCCUGGGCUGUUGGAUUCGUACCGUACGGAUCCCCAAAGCUGGGUGGCCCUGACCUGAUUGAGGAGCUCCUGCGCUGCCUCUCUGCUGCCACCACCCAUCACCGCCCGCCCACCAACGCCUUGUCUGUGUCGCCGCGCCCUCUGGGUAUCAUCCUUGACCGGGCCCCCAAAAUCUCCUAUUCCAUUCAGCUACCCGGGGAAUAAAAAAAGAGAGAGGCACAUUAUUAAUUUCCUACCAUGGGCCGGAAGCAUGCACCACAGCCGCUGACGCUGUCUGAAUCUCAAGCCUCCUCCGACCAGCCUGAAGACGUGCCGCGCUCUGCUGAAACCCUCGCCUCUGCCGUUCCUCCAAGCGCUGGCUCUAAAUCGCAAUCCUCUCCCAGAUCUCCGCGCUCUCCCUUUAGGUUCACUCCGAAAAGGCCCAGCGCAAGUGGCAAGCAGUCUCUUCAGUUGACCGACGAGCAUCGAAACUUUCAAGACCAAGACGACGACGAAGACCUCGAACAGUAUCAAGCCAUCUCCUCCGCCCUCCACCGCGCCUCCGAAGACACGCCCCCUCGCCAGCAUCAUCAGCACAACCCCAUCAGCCCUCGUCAACAACAGCACCGCCCCGACGAGCCAUCCCGAAGACCCUCCAAAGCCGCCGGCUUUUUCUUCAACUUCACAAAGUCUGCCAACAAAUCGUCCCAUUCUCUCGUCUCCCCCGCGCAGUCGCCCUCACACCCUCAGCGCCAGCACCAGCAACACCAACAGAGCCCAAUCCAGUACCCUGACUCGAGAGGCGAAAGUAUGUCGAGGGGCCCCGACAAUGCUCCUCCCAUGAGCAACCAACCCACCCAACCUUUAGCAGAUCCGUCCUAUGCUGAGCACUCCGUCCAAAAGCCCGCACCCACCCUGCCGUCCCGCUCCGACGUGUCUUUAGCCUCUGCUGCCGACUACGAUACUUCUCCCGCCCAACCCUCCUCGUCCAAGAAGUCCAAAUCGAAGCCAUUUGGUCUUCUGAGCCGCAGCAAGUCGCUUCGCGACAAGGACGGCUCAAGCUCUCGAGACAAGCAACCCAGCCCGGUGCCCGUAUCGAUUGUCGAACCCGAACCGUCGCAUACCUCGACGAGCCGUAACCACUCGCUCAACAACACCAGCACUGGACCCGAAAGGUCUGCUAGAGAAAUGGUGAACUCUACCGGGCGGAAUCGCUCUGAAGACCGCGCGUCGCCCCGGGAAAUGAGCCACAAGGACAAUCAUAGGGAAAAGGACCACCACCCUCGGCAAAACUCGUCUUCACAAAAUGGAGGCUUUUUCGGAGGACUGAAGAGUGGCAGAGACAUUAUUAGCAACCGGUUAUUUGGCAAGGGUGGUCGUAGUGGAAGCACGACGGAGAGGGAGCCUGUCAUCGACGAUGAGCACUAUACGCUCAAGACAAUCAACCUACCUCUGGUCGAGCAGACGCGUCGCACACGCAUCUCGAAGCGCUUGGAGGAUUCAAGAGACAAGACGGAGUUUUGGAUGCCCGCGUUCCCGUGGCGCGCGAUCGACUACUUGAACUAUAAGGGUUGUGAUGUGGAAGGCUUGUACCGUGUGCCUGGCAGCGGGCCGCAAAUCAAGAAAUGGCAGAGGAAGUUUGAUGAAGAGUACGAUGUAAACCUCUUCGAACAGCCGGACCUCUACGACAUCAACAUUAUAGGCUCCAUGCUCAAGGCUUGGCUGAGAGAGCUUCCCGAUGAACUAUUCCCGAAGGCAGCCCAGGAACGAGUUGCGAGAGAAUGCGCCGGCUACGAAACUGUGCCCCCACUAUUGGUCGAAGAGCUGUCGAACCUCUCGCCAUUCAACUACUACCUUCUUUUCGCAAUCACCUGCCACCUCAGUUUGCUCCUGGCGCAUUCCGACAAGAAUAAGAUGGAUUUUAGGAAUCUCUGCAUUUGCUUCCAGCCAUGCAUGAAGAUUGACGCAUUCUGUUUCAGAUUCUUGGUGUGCGACUGGCGCGACUGCUGGAAGGGCUGCAAGAACGAGGCAAAGUUCAUUGAGCAGGAAUAUCAACUAUUCGAUCAGCCACCCCCAAAAGGCCUCUCGGAACCGCGCAAGCCCUCCCGUGAGACGAGCGAGGAGCCUGCAGCCCCCGUAGCGCAGGAAGAACCCACUCCUGUGACGUUGGACGAUCGCGCGGCAUCGUUUUCGGAAAGCAGUAAGCAGUCCAGCGUUGUCACUGAGCAGCAGGCCAAGGAGAAAGACAGACGGCUAAAAAAAAAGCCCAUCCAACUUUCUGAGUCAAACGGCAGCGUCGCAUCCAACUCGACGAUGGGUACGACGCUGACGAUUGACAGCGGCCGUGAGCCACGGGGCUCGAAUGACUUGCGGCCCUUGUCACCCAUCAAACCUCUUUCACCACUCGGCUUCUGAAACACCAUUUUGAGUAUCCUUUAGUUUCUUUCUUCCUCGAAUACCCAGGCGGAACUCGUGUGUAUAGGGAACACUUCAGCAUCACCAACAACAACAUCACUGACGACAUUCACGCCACUGACGACUUCCGUUCUUCCUAUUCCGAGCGUCUCUCCCUGCCCCGGUCCUGUGCCAAGCCUAUAUCGGAUGUCAUCAAAAGUCAUGGCAUGAACGGAUGACUUUGAACAACAGACCGGGUGCCUCUUCAUUUGCGACACAGCAUUAUGCUAUUUGGUAUACCCCCAGGGCAUCGAACCGUAUCACAAAAGCCGUCGAUUUUACCGUUUCCAGGAAACUGUGUUGGCCGAGCUCUCAUCGACAUGCAGGUUCUUGGCAACCAGAGCUAGAUCAAGUGUGGCAAUCACCAGUAGUAGCUCUAGGUUUGGGUACCUAAUUUUUUCUUCCUUCUUUUGCUUUGGUGAGGUGCCGCGGAUAUAGCGUGGUUUGGUCUUUAGUAGCAUCGUAGGAAUUGGGUGAGCGAGGAGCAUUCACGAGAUGCUGGAUGGGGGACGGGUGACGAUUCAUAGGGCCACGAACAACAUGACUGCAGGGGUCGGUGGAAUCUCUGUACAAUAUAGGACUCUUGUAUGUAGGACAAAGGGGAUGCGCGCGGCGACAGCCACGUCAUAUGCUCCCCCAUUUUGCAAAACAAAAUCGGAG